Arabidopsis thaliana (thale cress) is the source of this 1183-nucleotide messenger RNA. Its product is annotated as major centromere autoantigen B-like protein. Gene Ontology annotation, biological process: response to oxidative stress. Gene Ontology annotation, cellular component: nucleus. Bases 287 to 931 code for a protein of 214 amino acids. The record is from RefSeq and is marked reviewed. NCBI's taxonomy places the organism in Eukaryota, Viridiplantae, Streptophyta, Magnoliopsida, Brassicales, Brassicaceae. The transcript has 2 exons.
GAGAGACUCAAAAAUACUGUCACUCAUACGUAUAUAUAUACGUUUUCGUAUAUUACUAUUUAUCUUCUUUUUUUUUGUUUUAAUAAAAAAAAAACUAUCUUUUCUUUUUUAUCUUCUUCUUCUUCUUCUCCGAUCGGUGGAGUCUUGUCUCUCUUUCUUUUUUUAUAUUACUUGUUAACCUGCGCUUGCUUAUUGGAGCUCUUAACCUACGCGGAUGCUCCGAUUUUAUGACAGCUGAGCUCGAUUUGGUUGAUAAACAAAGGCUUCAAGAAUUCUACCGGAAUCAAUGGAGGUUCUGGUAGGUUCUACGUUUAGGGAUCGUAGCAGCGUCACGACGCAUGAUCAGGCCGUACCGGCGUCUCUGUCUAGCCGGAUUGGUUUGAGGAGAUGUGGUAGAUCUCCUCCGCCGGAGAGUUCGUCGUCCGUUGGAGAAACCAGCGAAAACGAGGAAGAUGAAGACGACGCCGUUUCGUCAUCACAAGGAAGAUGGCUCAAUUCGUUUAGUUCAUCUUUGGAAGAUUCUCUUCCGAUUAAGAGAGGAUUAUCAAACCAUUACAUAGGGAAAUCGAAAUCGUUUGGGAAUUUAAUGGAAGCGAGUAACACAAACGAUUUGGUGAAAGUGGAGAGUCCAUUGAACAAGAGAAGAAGAUUGCUUAUUGCUAAUAAGCUAAGAAGAAGAUCGUCCUUGUCUUCUUUCAGCAUCUACACUAAAAUUAACCCUAAUUCUAUGCCGUUGCUUGCAUUGCAAGAAUCUGACAACGAGGAUCAUAAACUCAAUGAUGAUGAUGAUGAUGAUGAUAGUAGCAGUGAUGAUGAAACUAGUAAGCUGAAAGAGAAGAGGAUGAAGAUGACGAACCAUAGAGAUUUUAUGGUUCCUCAGACUAAGAGCUGUUUUAGCUUAACUAGUUUUCAAGAUGAUGAUGAUCGAUGAUCGAUGAUCAUUCUUCUUCUUUUGUCCAAGAGUAGAUAAAGUUUCGUUGACAAAUAAGUUGGAGGAAGAUUUGACAGAAACCAAUUUACGUGUAAUUGUAAUAAAUUAAUUUGACUGUUUGUAUAUUUUGAAUUUUCUCAACGAAGUAGACUUUUUAUUUUUUUUGUCACACUUCUUGUCAACCUUAACAUUUGUUAGUAAGCCCAUGAGAUUGGUUCUAUAAAUUUUAAUGUCCGCAUGAGAACAAAGUCG